UUCGUUGCUGUGCCUCUAAAAGCCCUCUGCCAUAGAUGGGCACCAGGUGGCCGGUGGGACGCUGCUAACGGCCACGGCUGGCCCGGGGGCUGCAGGUGGCUGUACCCGGGCCCCACGCCCAGCCCCCCGCAACCUGUCCUGGCACCACAGCGCGUGACCGCGGCUCCUCGGACCGGGGAGAACCCGUUUUUAAUGGGUCCGCGCCGAGCUCGCGGGUCGCUGCGCCCCGUAGUGCGGCCGGACUACGUUUCCCGGCGGGCGGCGGGUCGGAGGAAAUGUCAGCCGGGGGCGGCCCUUCCGCUGCCGUGAGGCGGUGGCGUCGGGGAUCCCGUGCGGCUUCCCGGCGGGAGAGGGCGGCCCCGGGAAGCGAUGGCGGCGCUAGAGCCGGAGCCGGAGCCUGAGCCAGGCGGGCAGCAGGAGGCAGGGCUCGGGCAGGGCGGCGGCAGCCCUCCCGCCAGCCCUCCAGCGGCCGCCGUGGGCGGCGGGACGCCGGCCUGGUCCCCGGCUUCGGCCCAGGCGGCCUCGCUGCUGGAGGAGGCGGCGGAGCUGCUGGUGUUGCAGCGGGACUUCGCCGCCGCCCUGGAGCGCUGCGAGGCGGGCUGCAGCAGCCUGGGCCCGGCGCCCGGCGCCGACAGCAGUUGUGCUGAAGUGAAGUGCUCCCUUUGUGUGGUGGGGAUUCAGGCGCUGGCUGAGAUGAACCGGUGGAGAGAAGUUCUGUCCUGGGUCCUGCAGUACUACCAUCGCCCUGAGCAUCUGCCUCCAAAACUCCUGGAGCUGUGUAUCCUGUUAUACAGCAAAGUGAGAGAGCCCCAGGUGAUGCUGGAGGUUGGCAGUAGCUGGCUGAGGGACCAAACUAAUAAGAGCCUCCCUGAGUAUGGUUCAUUGCUGGAGCUCUAUCUGCUGCAUGUGCUGCUUCCACUUGGCCGAUUUGAGGGGGCAGAAGAGCUUGUGUACAGCUGUGAUGUUCUUGACAGUGAGCAGAAGCUGGCAUUUGUUGAGACCAUUUGUGAAAAGCGAUGUCAGUGGACUCAACAGGAAGAGAUGCACUCAGCUCAUGAUGAGCAGGAAGACAAAGCAACAGAGACUGUUUUAGGUGCUCUGUCUCAAAAGCUCUUGACCAUGCUGACUUUGCUGCGAAGAACACUGAGGUCCAUGUCAAGCCACUUCUAUUUACUUCCUUAUAAAAAGAUGCUCUUGGCUACUUUUCUGCUGUACCUGGUGGUGGUGAGAUUAGACCCAGCUUCUCCUACUUCCCUGCCAUUCAUUUGCAAACUGGUCCAGCUCUUCCGACAGGCUUGGGCAGCUGUGUUGUCUCCAAUCCACAGGCCUCCAAUUCAAGACUAACUGUCUUCCACCACAGAACAUCUUUCUCUGCUCCUGUGUCAGCUUGUCUUGAGGACUUUACGAGGCUCUUCAAGGACUGUUGAAAUCAGUGUCCUAGUGGAGAUGACCACCUGUGAUCUCCUGUGAAGUGGUCCUCUCCUUUCUUCAGACAGGGAGUGGUGGUGUAUGAAUUUUGAAACCAUGCCAAGUAUUCCUGACAUUACCUUGGCUAUUCAGCACCAUUCUGUCUGACACCAGAGUAAAGCCACUCCUUCUGUAAUCUACAACUGAUUAAGAUCCUCCUUUUGAAACACUUUGCUUUGGGUGUGGCUCUUGAGUAGACAGUCCUGAAGUAUGCUGCCUGUUUGGAAGAUGGUUCCAUCCUUGCAAAUACCAUGCAGUUCACUGAACAACUGAAACAGCAUUCCUGGAAGCAGGAAUGUUAAAGGCAAUAGAGUAUCAGUAAUUAGGAGGAAUAUUCUAUUUUGCCUCAAAUCGCAGUUCCUCCAGCAUGGGACUGAGGAGAAGUACAUGGAAGAAAAACACUGCAGAAAAUGAAGCCUGCUGUGUUUUGAACACCAUGGUUUCUCUUGUGACCGAUGCCUCCUUAUACAGGCGCUCUUGAUUUUAAUCAUAUCUAAGGCAGAAAACCUAGGUGGUGUGCCACAAGUACUGUUGUGCUGCACCUGCAGUUCUUAAAUGUGGAUUACAGUACUUGUGCUUGCCUGGUGCACAGUAAUCUGUAGGAGCCAAUGGCAGUGGUUAGGAAAUUUAUUUUUUUUAAUUGUAUUCCGUAUUAUUGUCUAGUUGAACCACUGAGGUUGUUGCAUUGUUUUACUCUUUUCCUACCUCUUGCUUUGUUUAUGAAGAUGUCAAAAAGUCCCAGUAUGUCUAGAAACCUUCCUGCUGCUCCCAUAAAGACCUAAUUUACAUGGUAACUGUUCAGCCGUGCUCCGUCAUUCAGAACAAAAAAAUCUUUGGUAGAAAGAGAGAGCUCUGAGAUCCCCAUGCCUGUGGCAAGAAAGUUACUGUCUUUACAGAAGGUCUGUUACCAGGCUGACACCGUUUCUGAUCACCUGGAGCACAGAUUGGAGGUCUGCAGAAGAACGGUUAAUUCCCAUCGAUUGACGACGAGUAAGUGCCAAGGGAGAGAGCACUAUUUCAAGAUUGCUUCUACUGGGGCAAGCUGUACAUGUGCUGGAGGGAACAAGUUAGAGCCAUGUGGCAAAUGUAGCCAGCCAUCCCAGCAUCUGUGCCAAGGUGAUCCAGGCUGACCAACGUCAGCCAAAACUACAGAAACAAAGCCACCUUUUUGGUGAGCAAUUUCUAUCCAACACACCAAGCUUGUGAAAAGUAGCCAGUAUAGAUCCCACUGCAGUCUUACAGUGCUAGCCUCCUUCAAAUUGAUCGUUUGUUUCUAGAAAUAGCUAUACAUAGAUGGUGGCUAUUUCGGUUUUCUUUACAAGGAUAGCAGCCUGUUGGUGUGCUCUGUCACUUCGCAGCCUACCAGGCCGCUUGGAAAAGUCUGCAUCUUUACUUCUAAAAAUUAUGUUGUGUCUAGAUUUUUCUUGAGUUAUCCUGAUAGAGAAAUACUCCAGUGUUAGUGUGAGAUAAAGUGGGGCACCCAUGAAUGCAAAAAGCAGUCAUCACCUUGCCUAGUUAUCUCAGGUAAACAAAAAAAUAAAACCACAAGACAUUCCUAUCCUCUCUCCUCUUGAAUUUUUGUCUCCAGUUGGACUUGAUAUCAGGACAAGUAGCACAUAAUGCUUCACCAAAUUUAAAAAAUAUAUAUAUAUAUAUAUUUCUAAUAUACUGUGUAUAUAUAGGGAGGAGCAGUUCUUGAUACUACUAGAUGAUUUAUGUAAUCUAACUAUCCGUGUAGCUAUGCUUCCCUGCAGCCAGCACUUGUUGGAUUCUACCUGGUUUUCCAUCACAGAGGGUCUGGCUGGAGUUGAGUUCCUCCAGAAAGUGACUGGGUUGCAUCUACUGGCCACCUAGUUUGCAAGACCUUGCUCUAAAGAUUUUGUAAACCAGUUAAUGAAAUAGUAAACUUCCCUUUGAAGUCAGGCUAAAUUCUUAGCAAUACGUGACCGUUCAGCUAACAGCCACUUUUUAAAUCUCAGUUUCUGUUAACACUUACAGUUAAAUGGCAGAGCUGCAUUUUGAGGACUGGGUUCAAUGGGUUUGCUGCACAGAACGUAUGUUAUGUGUAGAGCUCAGUUAAAUAUCAUAGCCAUUCAUUUAUCAGAACUCUAACAUUCAACUUGAUUUUAUUGGUAGGUAGCAACCUCCACUUCUUUUGAGUACUACUGAUUUUGGACUGGAAUCAUGUUUAGCUCACCGUUGAGAGGGGAGAAGGCAGAGACAACCAAUCUUUCUUUUUUUCUUUUUUUUGUAAAGAAUACUAAACCUGCAAUAUUUAAUUUUCACAAUUAAAUGACUACUUAUUUACCUCUUUGUAGAGUUGCUUAUUUGUGCUAUGAUGAAGUGUAUCAAAGCUUUAGCACUUAAUGUAUUGCCGCUGUAGAGCCUUGAAAUAGUUUCUGGAAAUGUUUCAUAUGUGUCCUCAUUGUACAAGUAUAUUGGAAUCAGGUAGAGGACUUCCCAAUUAAGUAGAGACUUACAGGUCUGCAUAUUCAUAGGAGUUCAGAAAGUGAUAAUUACUUUCUGUGAAAGAUACAGCAUAUAUAUAUUUUUAAAAUAUAUUUGAGUGUUUCUGUGUACCUUGGGAUGGCCAAGAGCAGCACUACUGAGAAUAAAAUACCUGGUACUUA
Messenger RNA from Numida meleagris (helmeted guineafowl), 4097 nucleotides. It is a transcript of the gene PEX26, whose product is annotated as peroxisomal biogenesis factor 26. The record is from RefSeq and is a predicted model, not a curated record. Gene Ontology annotation, molecular function: ATPase binding; protein-containing complex binding. Gene Ontology annotation, cellular component: peroxisome; peroxisomal membrane. Lineage: Eukaryota; Metazoa; Chordata; Aves; Galliformes; Numididae. The transcript is spliced from 5 exons. Gene Ontology annotation, biological process: protein import into peroxisome membrane; protein import into peroxisome matrix. Bases 370 to 1344 code for a protein of 324 amino acids.